GUCAGGCGCUGGGCUGUCGCCCCCUGGAGCUUGGUGGGAUAAUGGCACGUAGAAGUGCUAGAGGCGUCCCUGGAGGUGGCUUUGGGUACUCCUGACCUAAGGAGGAUUUCUGGGGAGAGCAAUAGAGACGUGAUCUGGGCUAGAGGAGCCGGAGAGUGGGGGAGGGGGAAAAAAAAAGGAGAUCUGUAGAUUGAGUGGCUAGAGAGGUCGGAGGUAAGUGGCUGUAGAUUUCGGGCGGACCCGGAACCCAGAGGAAUCGAGACCAUGACUUAUGCUUAUCUCUUCAAGUACAUCAUCAUCGGAGACACAGGUGUGGGGAAGUCAUGUCUCCUCCUGCAGUUUACAGAUAAGCGGUUCCAGCCUGUUCACGACCUCACAAUAGGUGUGGAGUUUGGAGCUCGUAUGGUCAACAUUGAUGGAAAACAAAUCAAACUGCAAAUCUGGGAUACGGCUGGGCAAGAAUCCUUCCGUUCUAUCACCCGUUCCUACUACAGGGGAGCAGCUGGAGCACUGCUGGUGUACGACAUUACAAGGCGUGAAACCUUCAACCACCUGACCUCAUGGUUAGAGGAUGCCCGGCAGCACUCUAGUUCCAACAUGGUUAUCAUGCUCAUUGGGAAUAAGAGUUAUGAUUUAUGUCUCUUUCAGGCCUUCAUUAACACAGCCAAAGAAAUAUAUAGGAAGAUCCAGCAGGGUUUAUUUGAUGUCCACAAUGAGGCCAAUGGCAUCAAGAUUGGGCCCCAACAGUCAAUUUCAACAUCAGUGGGACCCAGUGCCUCCCAGCGGAACUCUCGUGACAUAGGGGCCAACUCUGGCUGCUGCUGAACAUCUGGCUUGAACUUUUUUUUCCUUUCUGGAAUAGCUUCAGAUCAAUAGGCUUAAUGAAAGAGGUCUUUCUUGCUUUGGCUGAGAGGAACCUCUUUUAAGGUGUGAUGUUUUGCCUUUCCUUCUAAAGACCAGGGGAGUAUUUGGGCCCUUACUGACCUGUCCUCCUUCUGGGACAUGAGCAUUCCCUAUAGAUUAGGGCUCUUCUUAUCCUCCUAUACUAAUUUCUAAAAUGUUAGGAUCAAAGCUGGUUAUCACAGUAGUUAAAAAAUAAAUAAUUUCAUAAGCAUAUACAAUCCACUCCCCACUAAGAAUUAGGGUCAAGGACAUUCUGCUUGAACACUUACAGUUACCAGGAUCUGGUUGGCCUUUGGAUGAUAGAUCCUCUGCCUAGGAAUUUCAUUUAGCUUUUAAAUUCCUUGCCUUUGGGGGUCUACUUGCCACUUCCUAAGAAUUCUUGUAGAAGGUGGUUCCUUCUACUUGGACAAGAACACUGAGUUCUUCUCUACUAUCCUAUUGUUAGCUUCUAUCUCUUAGCGUAACUUCAAAACUUUUGAAAGCAGUGGAGUUGGUCAGGGACAUGUGACCACUUAUUACUUAAAGAAAAUAUUUGUUCCCUGUUCAUUUUAUUUUAGGGACCAGAUCUAACAUUAUAGUGUCUUUUACCAGACAGACUUCUAUUGUUUCAUCAAACUCACUUCUUAACUAGACCUAGACUUUCUACUCCAAUCAAGCUAAUCUACUUACUGAACGUGACAUAUUUAUUCCUAGUUUCAUACCUUUGCACAUGCCCUGCUCUCCACUAACUAUAUACUUAAAAGUUCAAAAAUUUUUUCUUUUGUAACAGACUUAGGGACUUCUAAGCAAUUAUUAACACAAUAUCCCUUAGUUUUCAUAUGUUGGUUAUUCAUAUGUAUAUUUAUAUGCAUAUUUAUUUUUAUGUAUGUUACUAUGUAAAUAUGUUUUGCAAUUGUUUUUGUGUGGAAUCUUGUCUUUCCAUAUAAGUUGUAAGCUCCUUGAGAGCAGGAUCUGUGUCAUUCCUUUAUUUUUAUAAAUCACUCCCUCCACCAUUCCUGUACCUAGUGUUACUCAUUAUGUGUUCAUUGAAUUUGACUGACAUACUUAAAAACUUAAGGUUUAUUUUGUACUUUAAAGGAAACAAAAGACUUUAGAGUUAUCUCUUUGUAAUUCUGCCCCUCUCAUUUGUUUACUCUGGGGUUCUAUACUGUUCUUUUCCUUCCCCUCUCCCACCUCUCCGACCUCUCCUUGUCUCUUUGCCUUCAUGCCAUGCAGCAUACAGUAAGGCUGCCUGCUACCAAGCAGUCAGAUAAGUGCGCGCCUAUCCAGCCAUUCUCUUUUCAGAGCACUUAAUACUAUCUUAGCCAAAUUUGCCUUUGCUUCACUCAUCAUGCAGCCUUCUGGGUCAGUUGCUAUAUAUAUCUUUUUUUGCUUGAUGUCCCAUUCUCUUCCACAGCUCUGAGGUCUCAUGAAUUUUUCUGCUUUCUUUUUGCUGUCGAUGAAUUGUUUCAUUAUUAAAUAUAUGCAUGUAUUAAAGCU
This is a messenger RNA of Cebus imitator (Panamanian white-faced capuchin), 2382 nucleotides long. RefSeq names its product RAB2B, member RAS oncogene family (gene RAB2B). Gene Ontology annotation, cellular component: Golgi apparatus. The transcript has 7 exons. The record is from RefSeq and is a predicted model, not a curated record. NCBI's taxonomy places the organism in Eukaryota, Metazoa, Chordata, Mammalia, Primates, Cebidae. Gene Ontology annotation, molecular function: GTPase activity; GTP binding. The coding region runs from base 265 to 825 and encodes 186 amino acids.